Molecule: messenger RNA, 1430 nt
Organism: Laetiporus sulphureus 93-53
Lineage: Eukaryota; Fungi; Basidiomycota; Agaricomycetes; Polyporales; Laetiporaceae
Product: DnaJ-domain-containing protein
Exons: 4
Coding region: 92-1252 (386 amino acids)
Biological process (GO): translational initiation
Cellular component (GO): cytosol
Molecular function (GO): protein-folding chaperone binding
Source: RefSeq, a predicted model, not a curated record
CGUACUUAACUCCAAACACUCCCCGACAUCGACAGCAUUGCUACACCCAAAUACCGCGUUUUUCACUCCCUAUCGCAAACGCUGACACACGAUGGGUACGGACUACUAUCAGCUUCUCGGAGUGGAAAAGGACGCCAGCGAUGAAGAGAUCAAGAAGGCGUACAAGAAGAUGGCCUUGAAAUGGCACCCCGAUCGUAAUUCAGGAUCAGAGCAGGCAUCCGUAAAGUUCAAGGAGAUAUCAGAAGCCUUUGAAGUAUUGAGCGACAAGCAGAAGCGAGCAAUCUAUGAUCAGUUCGGCGAAGAGGGCUUGAAAGGCGGAGGUGCCCCGCCGCAAGGGGCAGGAGGUCCAGGAGGCGGAUUCUCAAACUUCGGUGGAUUCCCUGGCGGAGGUGGAACCGCCUUCACAUUCACUUCAGGUCCAGGUGGAGGCAAUUUCGGCCGUGGCGGCUUCUCGCCAACAGAUCCACAGAAAAUCUUUGAGCAGUUCUUCGGUUUUGGUGGCAUGGGAGGUAUGGGUGGUAUGAGCGGGUUCGGUGGCGGUGGCGGAGGUGGUGGUCGCAGUCGCAGUCGCGCGAGCGGCAUGUUCGCCGACGAAGAUGAAGAUAUGGGCGGCGGCUAUCACUUCGCCGGCAUGCCAGGAGGAAUGCCCGGCAGCCGACCAUCGACAGGACGGGCAGGGACCCGAAGGACGUCAUCGCCAGCACCGUCGGGACCGUCCGAGAUCAGUCGCCCAUUACCAGUCUCGCUGGAAGACUUAUACUCCGGUACAACGAAGCACCUGAAGGUUGGUCGGAAGCUUCUCAAUGGCGAUACAGAGCACAAGGUGCUUGAAAUCCAUGUUCAGCCGGGGUGGAAGAGCGGCACGAAGGUACGCUUCCCCCGGGCAGGCAACGAGCAACCGUCCGGCGAAGCGCAGGACCUCGUGUUCGUUGUAGAAGAGAAGCCACACGACCGCUUCGUGCGCGAGGGCAACGACCUCGUGUGCAGUGUCCCUCUACCGCUCGUCGACGCACUCGCAGGCGAUGGCGGCAAGCGCAUCGUGGAAGCGCUCGAUGGGCGGAAGCUACAGGUGUCACUUCCAGGAGGUGUCAUAAAGCCGGGCGCACAAAUAGUCGUGCCAGGCGAAGGCAUGCCGAUUAGGAAGGAGGGUGCGGUGAGGAGGAAGGGAGACCUGAUCGUGAAGUGGAAUAUCGUCUUCCCUGACCGGCUAACGCCGGCACAGAAGGAGGGUAUCCGUAAGAUUUUGGCAUAAGCCUUCGCGGCAUGGACAUGACGGGACGCAUCGCGAUGUAUUUCUACAUUUACUGAUUGUAUUAGUGUAGACGCAAUUCCCGUAUCCUUUUGCACGCUUUCCCUUGUCUCUCAAAAAUUACGGUUAUGAAUCGUUAAGACAAUCCAUGAUGCGAGCAGCGUAUCAAUGCGACGAUAUU